Mesocestoides corti is the source of this 705-nucleotide messenger RNA. NCBI's taxonomy places the organism in Eukaryota, Metazoa, Platyhelminthes, Cestoda, Cyclophyllidea, Mesocestoididae. The record is from the annotation of a GenBank genome assembly.
AUGCAGAAGCCCAAUUUGUAUAUUAGCGUAAAUUGUGACUGUAAUGCAACUGGAUCUUCAACAUGGGCUUUUGGGAACACACAUGUGUUGGCUUCGAUUUAUGGCCCAAAAGAGGCUAGUAUGGCCAACGAAUUAACGCAUCGUGCGUUCCUUGAUGUCUCCGUCCUUCCUGUUUCAGGCGUGCAUACAAUGCUGGAAAGUGAUAUGGAAUUCUAUCUCUUACAGUACCUUGAGAGACUGAUAGAUGUGAAGGACUACCCGCGAUGUCAAUUUAAUAUUCGAAUUCAACUUGUAUCGGGUCCUCCUGGUCAUCCAAUGACCAUGGCAGCCUGCAUAAAUGCACUUGCCCUGGCGCUUUUGCAAACGUCAAUUCCAUUGAAGGCGUCAGUUGUGGCCGUAUGCACAUCCGAGGUGGACGCUGAUUCCCGGCCCAUAACCCUGGCAAUCGACAUAUCGCACCCGAGUAUAGCCAAAAAAGCCAAGCGUGGAAACGCCGUGGAUGUUCAGAUUGCCCCUCGAGGCCCGCUUGUCUUUGCGGCCUACUCCGGUCGACCACGCCAUACCCCUGCAGCUCCGAUAUCAAUUUCCUCGUCUAAACUGCUUUCGCUGACUACGCUGUCAGGAGAGGGCGCCGAACAACUCUGUUCCAGGGCACUUGAUCUAUAUGAUGCAAUGAUUGGACAUAUUUUUGUUACUCAGUCAUAA